AUGGUUAUCAUCACGAGACCACACAUGUUCCGCUCUUAUCUCUCCGUCUCCUCGCUGCUCUAUCUCGCGCCACCGCCGCCGCUCGUCGUUAAGCCCUUUCUAAUUCAUAACUUUUUGUGCCUCUUCCAGGCCGACGACGACGACAUGAACUACGAGCAGAAGGGCCCGUCCGCCACGUCUUCCGGAGCGCCUCUCGUCGAGUCGAGCUCCGCCGCCUUCACAUACAACACGGCGACCACUAGCUAUUACACGGACUACAAUAAUCCGUCAAGUUGGUUUCUUUCGCUUUUCUUGCUUUCUCUGCCAGUCCUAGACCAAUUUCCGGUCUAAACUGGGAAAUUAGAAGAAGCGCCUUUUCCCUACCACUUUUUUCUGUUUUUCCAGGUUACCAGAUGUGUUUCAAUUAUCCGCCGUACACGGGAGCGGCGACAGUCGCCACCGCGUCCAACAUGGACGGAAUCGUCGGCGGACAAAACAUGAUGAUGCACAACAACGUGUUCGGAGGUAUGACCACCAAGAGCUAUAAAAUUCGCCCCCCCUCGCGACAUGUUCCCCGCCGCUCUAAUCUUUAUCGUCCAUCUCUUUGCAGCCCAAAACUCAAGCUACUUUUACCCGGCGUCGAUCAACGGAUACGGAUACGAUCCGCUCGCUGCCGCCACCUCUGCCAGUGGAAUCACGGUCAAUAAUCAGGUGAACGUGAGCAUUGUGCAAGGGAAUGGAGGACAGCCGAACGUGGUGCAGUCGGUGCUGCCGUGCAGUCAGGGACUCACGCCCACAGGCAUCGCCGGAUGUUCCACCUCCUCCUCGUCGGCGUCGAGCUCGUCGGCAAAGCGAAUGAGUUGUGAGUCUCAGCGUCUCAGAGAGACAUGAAAAGCAUCGAAUUGUUUGCAGGCAACAACGAAGACCGAGAGUGUGUGAACUGUGGAGUUCACGCGACACCGCUCUGGCGUCGCGACGGAGCCGGAAACUAUUUGUGCAAUGCGUGCGGGUUGUACUACAAGACGAACAUGGAGAAUCGACCGUUGGUGAAGACGAAGAAGCGGCAGGUAAGGAAGAAGAAUCAAUAG
Messenger RNA from Caenorhabditis sp. 36 PRJEB53466, 1067 nucleotides. Lineage: Eukaryota; Metazoa; Nematoda; Chromadorea; Rhabditida; Rhabditidae. The record is from the annotation of a GenBank genome assembly.